Messenger RNA from Chelmon rostratus (copperband butterflyfish), 7174 nucleotides. It is a transcript of the gene ankrd28a, whose product is annotated as serine/threonine-protein phosphatase 6 regulatory ankyrin repeat subunit A. The coding region runs from base 3138 to 6329 and encodes 1063 amino acids. NCBI's taxonomy places the organism in Eukaryota, Metazoa, Chordata, Actinopteri, Chaetodontiformes, Chaetodontidae. Gene Ontology annotation, molecular function: protein binding. Gene Ontology annotation, cellular component: cytoplasm. The transcript is spliced from 35 exons. The record is from RefSeq and is a predicted model, not a curated record.
UAUGCUGUUCCUGGUGGAGAUAGACCGUGUUUACUAAAGGUAGAAAGAUGGGUCAAAUCGAAGACCUCAAAAUAUUUGUCACAGAGCGGCUGCACACUGCUGCUUCAGAAAUAUUAGGCGCUAUUGAAAAAACAAUAACGGACUACGAGGAGCAGACUACCCGUUUGAAGGAAGAAAACGACCGCCAUCGCUCUCUGUUGGACAUGAUCCUCAAAGCCAAGUUACCACAAAAAGAAGCAGGUUAUGCCAACCAAAGAGCCCCUGCUGCCACCAGCCCAUGUUCAUCAGACUCAAGUCCUCCCCGCAAGGCCAGAAAAGGCCCCGGCCAUUCCAGUGAUUUGCAGUGUGUCUUCACCUCACGCACCGACUUUCUGAAGUUUGCAGCCGAAGGCAACUGUCCCUACUGCUUGAAGACAACUGAGGCCACUGAGACACACUUAAUGAGAAAGCAUUAUCUAUUUGCUGUUCAUUUUACUGAGGGCGGCAAAGAAAAAUUUGUUGUACCAUGUAUGUGCAAAGACAGGAUCCAGCGCAGAAGUCACUGGCACUGCCCGUAUUGCAGGAAGAUAAUUUAUCGGAAAUGUAACUUUGAGCGACACAUAUCUAAGCAACAUUGUUAUGCAAUACUGCAGCAAAGCCAAGAUGCAGAGGUUGAUCAGCCCUCUGGCUCUACCUUUGAGGAGGAGGCUCCUCUGAGUCCUGAACCCUGGUGUCAGCAGGAACUCGGUAAUCUGGACCAGGAGGAUGAAAAGACCUCGCGGCUGCAUCAAAUUAAAGAGGAACAGGAUAUGUCGAGACUAGUGAGUCAUUCUGAGUUGCAGAACACAGAGCAACUGCAGAUUAAAGGUGAGCAAAUGCCAAACAGUCAAAUGGGAGAGCAAAGUCUGGAGACAGAUCACACCCAGUACUCUGCCUUUAACAUCGUAUGUGUGGGAAGUUAUAUUCAAGAUCCCAGCAAAAUCAACAGUGAGGAAAGCAGCAAGGGACGUCCGCUUUGUAAUUCUUCAACUCAGCCUCUGGAACCUCAACCUGGUAGUGGAGUUGGUGGGAUAUGGCAGCCAGCAGGGGAAUGUCAGCACACCGCUGAAGACAAGAUUGAGGAGUGGAAGACAAACCAUACACCUUCAGGUUUAAAGGCACCCAGUUCAAAGAGGAGAAAGUUUGUGAAAAGAUCUUUACCAUCCUUGAGUUUAAAUAUAAAGAAAUCAACACAGUUAACUGUCAGUCAGAGCGCCACAGGUCCUCAUUGUUGUAAAGCCUGUGGAAAGACUUUCCAUUACAUAUACACACUGAAGACACACGCGCAAGCACACGCAGCGGAUAAAACCCGUAUGUGUGGAAUCUGUGGGAAAUGCUUAGAGUCCAAAGAGAGUUUCGUCCAGCACCUUCACAGCCACACAAAGAGAAACAAAUGUGGUGUAUGUGGCAAACAGUUUUCUAAUAAUUCCCGUCUCAAACGGCAUAGGAGAUUUCAUGGACCAAAGGGUCUAAAUGUCUUGUCAUCAGUCUAAAACCAUAGAUGGACGAAAUCCUGAUGUCAUAAAUGCAUCAAAAUCUGCCUUGAUGACUGAACUGUAAGUGGGAGAUACCAGUCCAGUGGUGUAUUUAUGGAAGGAAUAACUCAGUCCUAGUGCUGAGCAGUAUGUUUAUGCUUUAUGUAUAUCAUUGUAUCAUACAGUUUUGCAAAUGUGUGUGUUCAUGUGUUGUGUGUUUCUUCCCGAUGUAUAUUUCUUCAUAAAUCAUGAGUUUGGAAGUGAGAGGCUUUUAGGCAGAUACAGUCACAACAACACCUAAUAGAUUUUACUUGUUGAACACUGCUUUGCAGUGUGGAAAGUAACCAAGUACAUUUACUUUUACUUAAGUACUGUUAGUACAAUGUAGAGGUUUAUGCUAUACUUAUACUCCACUACAUUUCAAAAAUAAGUGUUGUACUUUCUAUUCCACAACACAUUGUUAAAGACUAAAUCAGUGUUUUCCAACCUUUUUUGCCUCUGACAUGCUGCGAAAAGCAGUGUAGUCAUGGUUACAGUACAUUUCAGAUGUCUAGGAGUUCAAUAGAUGGUUUCAUUUCACACGUGGUUUCAUUUCAGUAAGUGCUCAAAUGAGCCAAUAUCUCAUCUCAAAGAUUACACAGAAUAAGUCCUGAAGAUUUGUGUAUUGGACUUUUCUUCCUUCCUCUCCCAUUAAUCAUCUCACCACCCCUCAGCCAUAUGUGGUACCCUAUUUAUAAAAGUGUAGCCUGUAUAAAAUUCUUCUAACUAGCUCCACCUUCAGCAGUGAUGAAAGUUAAACAUGCUGCUUACACAUUGUUACUUCACUAUUAAUAAUCUAAUGAUGUCUUACAUAAUAAUAUGUCAGUCAGGGGGGCUAAACCACUACUUUUAUUUUGAUACUUUAAUUUUGUUAUUAAUAACUUUGAUACUCAAGUAGGAGUUUUUAUGCAGGAUUUCUAGUUGUGAUGGAGUAUUUAUCCAUUGUUGUAUUGGUACUUUUCUUGAAGCAAAGGAUGUGAAUACUGCUUCCACCACUGAUUGGCUUUAUCUUCAUGACAUUGUAAAAGCAGAAAAUGUACUGUAUGUCUAUCAGACUGGGAGCGUGCCUCUUUUUUUAAUUACACCAUUUCAUAUAGGUAGUACAAUAAAUAUAUACUGGAAGCCCAACAAAUACCACAAAAAAUGAAGAAUGAAUGUGGAUAUAUGAGUCAAAGCGUUUUAGUCUGUUUCUGUGUGACAUUUGUAUUGUGGGUUGCGGGAGAUUGAAUUAUGAUGAAGAUACAGUAAAGUACUAAAGGUGUAGUGUUUAAUGCCGAUGAAAAUGUUCGGAAUUUUGCGACUUCUCAUGAGCCUGUUGCUGAACGGACUGUGCGUCCAGCCAGCUUUCAAUAGCGUUUGCUGGGAUUAUAUAUGUUGUACGCAGUUUGUUGACUGCAGUGUGUGUCGAUCCCAACGCUUCCGUUUUGUCAUUCAUGUCCCAUGAUGUGGUGACUUUGUCCAUGGCAGGAAGGAAGAGGGAGGGAAGCGGCAGCGUUUGACUCCGCUCCGGAGAGUCUGUCCUCAGUCAGUCCCCUCCGCCCCCCGGUUAAUUUAUAGUAACUCCCGGGCGAGUUACUACCUCCUCUUGGUUUUUAUACGGGGAAUAUGGCUGUGUUGAAGAUACAAGACCAGCCGUCUCUGUUAAGAGCCAUCUUCAACGUGGACCCAGAUGAAGUUCGCUCCCUCAUAUUCAAGAAGGAGGAUGUGAACAUUCAGGACAACGAGAAGCGGACGCCUCUGCACGCUGCAGCCUAUCUGGGAGACGCUGAGAUCAUUGAGCUGCUUAUCCUCUCAGGAGCCAGAGUUAAUGCCAAAGACAACAAGUGGUUGACGCCUCUUCACCGAGCCGUCGCCUCUUGUAGUGAGGAUGCAGUGGCAGUGUUGCUGAAGCACAGCGCAGAUGUUAACGCCCGGGACAAGAACUGGCAGACGCCGCUCCAUGUUGCUGCUAGCAACAAGGCGGUACGCUGUGCCGAAGCUUUGGUCCCGCUGCUCAGCAAUGUCAACGUGUCCGACCGGGCGGGACGCACUGCCCUGCACCACGCUGCCUUCAGUGGUCAUGUAGAGAUGGUCAAGUUGCUGCUGUCCAGAGGAGCCAACAUUAAUGCAUUUGACAAGAAGGACAGGAGAGCUAUCCACUGGGGAGCCUACAUGGGCCACCUGGAGGUGGUGAAAUUAUUGGUGGCCAGCGGAGCAGAAGUGGACUGCAAGGACAAGAAAGCCUACACCCCGCUCCAUGCAGCCGCCUCCAGUGGCAUGAGCAGCACAGUGCACUACCUGCUGAGCCUGGGGGUCCACGUCAAUGAGGUGAACGCCUAUGGCAACACUCCACUCCAUUUGGCCUGCUACAACGGACAGGAUGUGGUGGUCAACGAGCUCAUCAGGGCAGGGGCCAACGUCAAUCAGGUGAACGAGAGGGGUUUUUCUGCUCUCCACUUUGCCUCCUCUUCACGCCAGGGGGCGCUGUGCCAGGAGCUGCUGUUGGCCCACGGAGCGCACAUCAACAUGCGGAGUAAGGACCGGAAGACUCCCCUCCACAUGGCAGCUACUCAUGGAAGGUUCUCCUGCUCACAGGCCCUCAUUCAAAAUGGAGCUGAGAUUGAUUGUGAGGACAAGAGCAGAAACACUGCCCUUCACAUCGCCGCCCGUUGUGGCCAUGAGCUCAUCAUCACAGCACUCAUCAAACAUGGAGCCAACACCGCCAAGAGAGGCAUUCACGGGAUGUUCCCUCUACACCUGGCAGCUCUCAGCGGCUUCUCAGAUUGCUGCAGGAAGCUGCUGUCCUCAGGUUUUGACAUCGACACCCCUGAUGACUUUGGAAGGACCUGUCUACAUGCUGCUGCAGCUGGAGGGAACCUGGAGUGUCUGAACCUGCUGUUAAACAUAGGAGCGGACUUUAACAGGAAAGACAACUUUGGAAGGACUCCACUACACUAUGCAUCAGCCAACUGUAACUACCAGUGUGUGUUUGCCUUGGUGGGGUCUGGGGCAAGCAUCAAUGAGCUGGACCAGAGAGGCUGCAGCCCCCUGCACUACGCUGCUGCAGCUGACACUGAUGGGAAAUGUGUGGAAUACCUGUUGAGGAACGAUGCUGAUCCAGGAGUGAGAGACAAGCAGGGUUACAGUGCAGUGCAUUAUGCCUCGGCCUACGGGCGCACACUCUGCCUGGAACUGAUGGCAAGCGAGACACCUCUUGAUGUGUUGAUGGAAACAUCCGGAACAGACAUCCUCAGUGACUUAGAGAGCCAGGCACCUGUGAGUCCACUGCACCUGGCGGCUUACCACGGACACUGUGGAGCUUUAGAGGUUCUCUUGUCUUCACUGCUGGAAGUGGACGUUUGCAGCCCGGAAGGCCGGACCCCCCUCAGCCUGGCCUGCUCCAGAGGUCAUCAGGAGUGUGUCUCUCUACUGCUGCACCACGGCUCCUCACCCAUGACCUGUGACUACACACACAAAAAGACAGCCAUACAUGCUGCAGCUAUGAAUGGCCACCCAGAGUGCCUGCGCCUGCUCAUGAGCAACAACGACCAACACAUUAAUGUGGACGCACAAGACAUCAACGGACAGACCCCUCUGAUGUUGGCAGUGCUGAAUGGACACACAGAGUGUGUGUACUCUCUACUCAGUCAAGGAGCCAGUGUAGAGAAUCAAGACCGUUGGGGGCGGACAGCACUACACCGAGGGGCAGUGACAGGCCAGGAGGAGUGUGUGGAGGCCCUCCUCCAGCGGGGGGCCAGUGUGUGUGUCAGAGACAUCCGGGGCCGCUCCCCUCUCCACCUAGCAUCCGCUUGCGGCCGUGUGGGUGCCCUAGGUGCCCUGCUGCAGGCCAGCACCACCACCGCUACCACCACCUCACAAACUCAUGCACACCUCACUGACAACCAGGGCUACACCCCGCUGCAUUGGGCCUGCUACAACGGAUACGAUGCUUGUGUGGAGGUGUUGUUAGACCAGGAGGUGUUCAAGAAGAUUAAGGGCAACUCUUUCAGUCCACUGCACUGUGCUGUUAUGAACGAUAACGAGGGAGUGGCUGAGAUGUUAAUUGACUCCCUGGGCACAACUAUCGUCAAUACCACUGACUCCAAGGGCAGGACCCCCCUUCACGCUGCAGCUUUCUCCGACCACGUGGAGUGUGUCUCCCUUCUGUUGAGCCACGGAGCACAGGCAAAUGUAGUCGACACACACUCGCGCAGGACACCGCUGAUGAUGGCAGCUCUCAAUGGGCAGACCAAUACUGUGGAGGUGUUGGUGAGCAGUGCUAAAGCAGACUUGACGCUACAGGAUACACACAGGAACACGGCAUUACAUCUGGCAUGCAGCAAGGGUCACGAGACGAGUGCCUUGUUGAUUAUGGAGAAGAUCAGCGACCGGAACCUCAUCAACUGCACUAAUGCUGCUCUCCAGACGCCCCUGCACGUUGCAGCCAGAAAGGGAUUGACGGUGGUGGUCCAGGAGCUGCUGGGGAAAGGAGCUAGUGUGUUAGCAGUGGAUGAGAACGGUUACACUCCAGCUCUGUCCUGCGCUCCCAACCGUGAUGUGGCCGACUGCCUGGCGCUCAUCCUCAACUCCAUGAUGCCCACCUCCCCUAUGGUCACCAUAGCAGCUUUGCCUGCGCUUUCUCUUACUCAGACAGUCGUCAACCACCACCCCACCAACAACCACAUCUCCAAAGGUGUGGCCUUUGACACCCCACCCCCUCUGAGGCCUGACCAUGCCUCCUACUGCAGGCCAGAGCGCCCGCUGUCCUCUGUCUCUGGAGACGAUGAAAUGAAUGACUCUGAUUCAGAGACAUACUGAGGACAAACCUCCUAAUGGACAGAGUGUCGCAAUACUGGCAGGCUGGCCAGCCACUCAGGAGCCUUAACUGAACACUGACAAGGAACUAAAAGAGAGAAAAGAGGAAGAAAAUAGAGCCAGUGUGCAGAUAUUUUUAGGUAAGCCUCUUCAAAUCUAAAAAUAACCCUUGUUGUAAACCAGAUGUUUGUUUCCUUAAGGUGCGUACCCAGCGGGGUGGAAAAUAAUGUACUAAAAUAUAGAAUAAGGUGAAUACACACUACAUUUCUCUCAGACAGUAUCACUGUAAAAACUCAGAGGACUGCUUUUUUUGUAGCACGACUGUCUAAAGAAAAAACUGAGGGACAAUCUUAUGGGACCAGGACAUUAAGUACUGUUUUCCCUACUGUACUUUUGAGUUUUUAUUCUGAGUUCUUCUUCAAGCUAUCAUGGGAGACGUUGAUGACUGUCACAUUAGUAAUGCAGCGUCAUUGUUUUUGAACCACUUUUCAGUUCCGAGGAGAGGAAGUCAUUAUUGAAUCCUAAGAAAUUAUUCUGAGUGGAAACCUGAAUCUUUGGGAGCUGAUUCUGACAGCAGGUGGAUUUAAGACCCAUUUACUGUAUGAUUGAUCCACUAGUCAGUUGAUUGGCAACCAGAAUAAGCGGCCCAAGGAACUUUAAACUUGCAAUGCUGUAACUACUCAAUGUCUGUGUACUGUACUGGAGACAGGGGAAAGUGGCUGACACUGUGUGUACGUGUGUGUGUAAAAGAGAUAGUGUGUUUGUGUGUGUGGGAGAGAGAGUGAAAUGAAUGACUAUUGCCUUUUUAGGAACAAGCAACUUUCAGGCAGAGGAUGAACGCUACUUGG